Molecule: messenger RNA, 3069 nt
Organism: Spodoptera exigua (beet armyworm)
Lineage: Eukaryota; Metazoa; Arthropoda; Insecta; Lepidoptera; Noctuidae
Source: the annotation of a GenBank genome assembly
AUGAUAGAGCAGCCAUUAUUGUACAGACACCAGCAGGUAUUGCAACGCGACGUGGAAUGCCACGGUCGGAUCGUGAGUUCGGUGGUGCGGCUGUGCGGCGGUGGAGACGCUGCGCGUGCGCUUGAGAGACGGUGGCACCUGCUGUACCUAAGGGCUAUUGAGUGGCAGUGCCAUCUUGAAGCUUGUCUUGCGAGAAUCGAUAAUCAGGGUUGCAUAUCGGCAGAGGCUGCAAGUGACAGCGACGACGAACCUGCCUUGAAGCAGCCGCGGUUAAGCAGGCGAGGGUCACCCCGCAGACAGAGAACUCCAGUCAAUGCAAGACGUAGGGACAGCUCGCUGGAUAGCAGGCAAUCUGCUUCAGAGGAGGAACAAGAAUAUGUGCUAAAGUACACGUGGCGCGGCUUCGGGUCGGACUGUGAGUCUGAGUUAGACAGAGCGCGGUACAUCAACAUGGCGGACGAAAGACGAGUGCCUGGCGCCUGUGACGUCACUGCGCGUACUACAGACCAGACCGUGCCUGCGACAGACCACGUCGAUGGACUGGAAACACACGUCAAUAUAGAGGAUAAAUUAAAGACACCUCCAACGGUAAUAAAAAGAAAGAAGCCAGUAGACACAUCGAAAUUUAAUCAAACCGAUCGCAAAUCGAAACAUCUAGCUACAUUCUACUUCAGGCACCAUGACACAGACUCCGAUAGACAAAUGAUUGAAACGGAAAAGUCACAAGAAGAAUCUAGCGAAGAAGAAUGGACCUACGUUGGUGGUGCUAAAAUUGGAAAUGAAGAUUCUACUGAUAUAAUGACGUCAUCCGUUGAAAUCCAGUGCGAAUUGCCCCUGGAUGAAAAUAAAAAAGAAAAACCACCUUCUCCGAAACCGAAGCUAGAGUCAUCGACACCAGAUUUGCUUAGAGUUGAAAGGUGUAAAGACAUAGAGAGGUUGGUGAAUCAGGCUGAAGAAUUGGUACAGAAACAGGCGCUAUCGAAAAAGAAAGGAUCGAGGAGUUUCAAACCGCUGCCAUUUGAUGAGGAUGGGAAGAAUGUGAGCAGGAACAAAAUGUCGAGGAUCAAGGAAUGGUUGAACCAGAGCUCGGAAGGCAAGAGUGAUAACAAUCAGGGUACGGAAAGCUAUGACGCCUCAGGAGAAUACACGACAGAAAGUGAAGUGGACACCUCCUUGACAUCCGAAGAACGAAACAUUCACUCCUCAAUGGACAUGAGCACUUCUACCUGCACUGUUACCCCCACACACCAUGCCAAGGUAACACUCCGUAAGAAGCGAGCUGGCAACAGCGCAAGACCGUGGUCUGUCUCCUGCCUAUCGCAACUCAGCGGCGCCGGCGCAUCGCUGGUGGCCACGCCCACAGCAGGCGACGUUGCCGCUAUGUCACACAACAUGUCUAUCUCUGAAUCUGCUUUGAACACACUCGCGUCUCCGCAAAGAGUUACUCCUGCAAAUUCGAACUCCAAACUCCGUGGAAGUUCAACUACUGUACAGGGCCACGUAUCAAGCACGAACACAAUGACAGAAGCUUGCACAUCAUGCGUCGAAGCAAACGACAAACAUGGCUGGUUACGACGCAAGCGGUUGAAGUUUCGGCGCAACAACACAGCGGUACGGAGAGGAGAGAGGCUUGUCAAGUCCCUCUCUUUCUGUGGCAGAUUGAGCCCUGAAAUAGAGGAUAAGCAUGAGAGGAGUGCCGCCAGUGACCCAGCUACUAGCAGGAAGAGCAGAUUCGACACAACAUCGACUUCAGGCAACGAUAGUGACGAGGAACUUAUAAAACAACAGCUAGCCACCAUCGCCCACCUGCGCAAGAGCAUCGAAAAGACCCACAUCUCGACUAGGGAACCCGAUAGUGCCAUUCCAGAACAAAAUGAGGCUGAGCCUGUGGCCCCGAGCUUUAAACUGGGCCCAGCUGGAGGACCCGUCAGGCCACGACUCGCUCGAAGCCUUGAGAGGGAGAGGAACUUCAUAGCUCUCAGUUUAGGCGACCCCAGUCGGCUGUGGGACUUAUCUAUCGACAAGGACUCCGAUAUAGACAAAAGUGUGACUGCUGGAACCGAGGAACAUAGUUCAUUCUCUGAACAGGCGUGGGAUUUCUAUCAGGAAAAAUACAACUCGGAGCCCUAUUCAGAAGCUCCAGAUUCAGACGCAGCGAGACGUCUCUUAGAAUUCGGCGAUGACUACCGCGCCUUCCUCGACUCGCAGUCCGACUGCUGCUCCAGCUUGUCAGCGCAGCCCGAGAACGACCAGAGCCCCAGUGGCACCCGCCGCCGCCGUCCUCCGUCCGACGUAUCGCGAGAACGAAGCCUCCCACGACACAAGCGGCCUACCAGAAACUCGCCAAUAGAAACUCCUACAAGAAAACCCAAAAAGUCCAUGUCUAGCGCUGAACGUAAAAAGUCCCUCCUCGACAGCCUCGAGCGAUCCAGAAACAACACUAGCAUCGAGAGCAGUGAAGGGGUUCGCCGUCGCAAACCUUCGGAGAGCGAACGCAAAAACAGCAAGCGAUCGCCCGAAUUUGACUUGCUCAACGUACAGGCUCUGAGCCGCAGACGACACAGCUCAAAUUUGACCAGCGACGAGGUGAACAGCUCGUUGGAGUACACCGAGGUGAACAACCGGCCCGAUAUACUGGACUCACUGGGCAGGCGGAGGAGGACAGACAAUGGCGAGUCGGAGCUGCAGAAGAUCGCGUUGUCCGAACUGCGGCGGCGGUCGACAGAGAGCGUGGAGUCGGAGGACGAGUCGUCGAGCCCCACGAAGCACAGACGGCGCAGCUGGGACUCGGGGUCGGAGGGCGAGGCGGCGCGCGCGCUGGUGCGGCGCUCGGGCGCGGCGCUGGGCGCGGCGGAGGCGCUGCUGGCGCGCCACGACGCCGAGCCCGACCUGCUGCGCGCCUUCGACUACGUAAGGACACAAUUCGAUACCGAUUUCAGUAGUAGCUAUUCGGACAGCGACGACAACGCGUCGUGCGUCACGCGCCGCCCCGCAUGCUUGCGCGCGCGGCUCUGCCUGGCCGUCGCCGCCUUCUCCGUCCUAGUUAUAGUUUACAUACAUCUCCAAUGA